Messenger RNA from Perca flavescens (yellow perch), 3221 nucleotides. RefSeq names its product YTH N6-methyladenosine RNA binding protein F3 (gene ythdf3). Gene Ontology annotation, molecular function: mRNA binding; N6-methyladenosine-containing RNA reader activity. Bases 382 to 2220 code for a protein of 612 amino acids. Gene Ontology annotation, biological process: mRNA destabilization. The record is from RefSeq and is a predicted model, not a curated record. Gene Ontology annotation, cellular component: cytoplasm. The transcript is spliced from 6 exons. Lineage: Eukaryota; Metazoa; Chordata; Actinopteri; Perciformes; Percidae.
UUGUUCGGUAAAAAGAUUAUUUCGGUAUAAAGAUUAAGAAUAAUGUGAACUUGUGUGUUUGUGACUGUCAUGUGAAGUGUCAGUUUGUAACAUGACUCAGAGCGUCACAGGCGGAAGGUCACGGAGCAGCAGAACGGAACGGAAGCGGGAGUAAAAAGCCUGUCCGCCAUUGUGGAAAAUGACACAAAGUCGCCGUUUGUAACAACCAGAAGAAUCAGAUCAUCGUCAGAUCUGACCACGGGAGGAAAACGCCGCCUUGUACCCGUAACAGAGUGAUUGGACAACCCGAGAGACGAGCCAGGAAAGCACCCAAGUGCAAAUAGAGGCAGGAGAAAGCAGUGGACAGUCUCACAAACAGCUAUCAAUUUCGGUUCCUGGAGGAUGUCUGCGACCACAGUCGAUCAGAGACCUAAAGGACAAGGAAAUAAAGUGCAAAACGGAUCAAUGCAUCAAAAGGAUGGUGUGAAUGAUGAUGAUUUUGAGCCUUAUCUAAGUGGCCAGACAAAUCAGAGUAACAGCUAUCCACAAAUGUCUGACCCCUACAUGCCAAGCUACUAUGCUCCAUCCAUUGGUUUCCCUUACUCUCUGGGAGAGGCCGCUUGGUCCACAGCAGGCGACCCUCCUAUGCCCUACCUAACUACCUAUGGACAGAUGAGCAAUGGCGAGCCACACUUCAUCCCUGAUGGUGUGUUCAGCCAGCCAGGUGCCCUGGGGAACACCCCUCCCUUCCUGGGUCAGCAUGGCUUCAACUUCUUCCCUGGUAAUGCAGACUUUUCCACCUGGGGUACCAGUGUCUCUCAGGGUCAGUCCACGCAGAGCUCAGUCUACAGUAACAGCUAUGGGUACGCCCCCAGCUCACUGGGUCGGGCCAUUACGGACGGACAGGCAGGCUUUGGAAGCGACACCCAGCAUACUAAAGUCCCGGUGCUGAACAGCAUUGAGCAAGGUAUGACGGGCUUAAAACUGGGUACGGACAUGGUGGCAGCUGUCACCAAAACCGUGGGCUCACCACUUGGAGGCACAGCAGGUAUGAGCAGUAUGGCAGCCAAUAGCCUCCCUCUGUCGGUCAGCUCGUCCGCACCUAAACCUGCCUCCUGGGCAGCCAUUGCCAAGAAGCCGGCCAAGCCACAGCCCAAGGUCAAACCCAAAGCCAACAUGGGGAUGGGGGGAGGCGCCAUUCCUCCACCCCCCAUAAAGCACAAUAUGAACAUUGGUACUUGGGACGAUAAAGGCUCCCUGAACAAGCCCCCAUUAGCUCAGACUAUGAUGCCUCCACAGCCUAUGGUGCAGCAGCCUCUCCUAGCUCAGCCCCAGCCCUUACUGCAGAACCCAUUGCCCCCUCAACACCAACACCAACACCAACACCAGGCCCAACAUCAACAUCAACACCAACACCAACACCAGCCCUUCCAGCUCCAUUCUCUCCAGUCCCCCCAACACCCCCAGCCUAUGCCACCUGGCCCUCCACACAUGCACCUGUCCUCUCAACCUGGCCCCCCACAUCCCCUUCAUCAGCAACAACCCCAGCAGCCUGGUCCACCCCCCAAUCGUUGGGUGGCUCCCCGGAACCGGGGUGAGGGCUUUGGUCUGGGUGGGGGAGUCCCACUGAGUGCCUCUCCUUGUUCUGGAGAAGUGCAUCCCGUGCUGGAGAAGCUCCGUGCCCUCAACAACUACAACCCCAAAGACUUUGACUGGAACUUAAAAAAUGGACGCGUUUUCAUCAUCAAGAGUUAUUCUGAAGAUGACAUCCACCGCUCAAUCAAGUACUCUAUCUGGUGCAGUACAGAACAUGGCAACAAGCGUCUGGAUGGUGCCUACCGCUCACUGGGCAACAAGGGGCCCCUGUAUCUGUUGUUCAGUGUCAACGGGAGUGGGCACUUCUGUGGCGUGGCCGAGAUGCGCUCACCGGUGGACUACAAUGCCUAUGCAGGCGUCUGGUCUCAGGACAAGUGGAAGGGCAAGUUUGAGGUGAAGUGGGCGUUCAUCAAAGAUGUGCCCAACAACCAGCUGCGACACAUCCGGCUGGAGAACAAUGACAACAAGCCAGUGACCAACUCCAGGGACACUCAGGAAGUGCCUCUGGAAAAGGCCAAACAAGUGCUUAAAAUUAUUGCCGCUUACAAGCAUACCACCUCAAUCUUUGAUGACUUUGCACAUUAUGAGAAACGUCAGGAAGAGGAGGAGGCUCUGAGGAAGGAGCGCAAUAGAAAUAAACAGUAACCUUCAAGCAAGCUCUCUGCUAGAACUGCAACACUAAUGACGUAGGACCUUAAACAAAAUUUGCUUAACCACAAGGAGGAAAGGCUCUCACAAAUUUCCGCUCAAGACAACAAUGUAUCUGAACACUUGAACAUGACAGUAUAUGGACUCAUCUGUAUCUGUUGACUGGUGCAUCAAACCCUGUGUUGCUGUCUCACAAGAAAAAGAACGUAAACCACUUUUUAAAAACUCUGUGGUUAAAGCACUUUCAGUCCUAAACGGCCUCUACCAAUACCCUUAACUCUCUAACUGUGUUCUUCUUUGAUUUUGUUUGUGAGCAACUAACUGACUAACAGAAGUAGUCAGAAGAUUUCACCAGGCUUAUUUGUAAUUUUUUUUUUUUUAAUGCCUCAAAUGUUUGGGAUAUUGGUGAGCUUCCUCAGCUCCUGAAGAUAAUUAUAGAUUAUCUGUAUGAAUUCAUCUAUUACUUGAAUCUGUAUUCAGCCAUCUGAUCCUCCUCAGACAGAGGUUUGGAUGAUUGACAGGUGGGACAAAAUAAUUAGGAAACAGCCACAAUCAUGCCAAUCAUUGGAUGUAUCCUCCCUCUACCUGGUCCCUUCCUUUUCUACAUCUGUUUCUGUGUACCAAAAGAUUACAAUUAUGCAGCAGGCUGGCAAGCACUGGCCAGUGCACAUCUUUGUUUUUUUUUUUUUUCUCGUUAUUCUGUCAUUCUGAAGUGCAUUUGUCUGAGGAGAAACCUGCUGCUCUUGUAGAACCAGCGGUGGCCUCCUUGGGCCCUGUGGUAGACGGUCUUUGCUCUGAUGUUGAUGUACUCUACCGUACCUCAGGCUCAAUCAGACUGUCUGUCCUCUGAGCACUUUUGGGAGAAUCCCAUCACUACUCCUGCUUGGCUUGACUGGGAUUCCCCCAAAACGGCAAGACAUCAACUGCAAGGAUGUGCCAGUUUUCUCCUCUAGGUAACUCACUAGCUAAAUAAAAAUGACCCAUGUUUUUAGCGCAAA